Messenger RNA from Mus musculus (house mouse), 6265 nucleotides. RefSeq names its product phosphate regulating endopeptidase homolog, X-linked (gene Phex). The transcript has 22 exons. NCBI's taxonomy places the organism in Eukaryota, Metazoa, Chordata, Mammalia, Rodentia, Muridae. Gene Ontology annotation, biological process: response to sodium phosphate; cellular response to parathyroid hormone stimulus; bone development. Gene Ontology annotation, molecular function: metalloendopeptidase activity; metallopeptidase activity. Gene Ontology annotation, cellular component: plasma membrane. The coding region runs from base 531 to 2780 and encodes 749 amino acids. The record is from RefSeq and is marked validated.
AGGAGAAUGGCUGUCAUAGCAGAAAUCUGUAACUAAUUGAGAUCUUGAAUUGGAUGCAGACUGUCCUUGCCACCUAACUUAUCAUGGUUAGGGGGAGGGUGGGAAUCCACUUUUGAUAAAAGACAAAUUUUUUUUCCUCCCCAAGUGACUAUACGUUUAAAUAGCUAAAACAUCUGUGCAGCAACCUAGUAAAACAUGUAUACUCGGAAUGCUUGAGCAAAAAGCCUGCCAAACAAUUGCUUGAGAGGGACUUUGCUGAGGGAGAGCACCAAGAUAAAGCAACUGCUGUUUGUUUUGUCUAGUCAAAGGCGAGCCAAGGCAACCAAUAUUUUGAGUUUCUUUUAUUUCAUUUGUGAAGGAUUAUUUGAGAAAGGGUGUCGAGGGGAAGUUUCCUGACAGGAAUUUUUAAAGCUGUCUAUUAGCAGACGAGCAAGAGAGUCUUGAAUAUCAAACGCCUGACAAACUUUUGAGACCAGCCACCAAACCACGAAAAGUGACUUUCCUUCUAAGUCUUCUCUCCAGCCCUUCUGAUGGAAGCAGAAACAGGGAGCACCAUGGAGACUGGAAAGGGGACCAACCGAGGCAUUCGGAUUGCACUGGCCCUGUUUAUUGGUGGCACCCUGGUGUUGGGCACACUGCUCUUUCUAGUGAGUCAAGGUCUCCUAAGUUUCCAAGCUAAACAGGAGUACUGUCUGAAGCCAGAAUGCAUAGAAGCCGCUGCUGCCAUCAUGAGCAAAGUAAAUCUUUCUGUGGAUCCUUGUGAGAAUUUUUUCCGGUUUGCUUGUGAUGGCUGGAUAAGCAAUAACCCAAUUCCUGAAGAUAUGCCAAGCUAUGGGGUUUAUCCUUGGCUGAGACACAAUGUUGACCUCAAGUUGAAGGCACUUCUGGAGAAAUCAGUCAGCCGAAGGCGGGACACUGAAGCCGUACAGAAAGCCAAAAUCCUCUACUCAUCCUGCAUGAAUGAGAAAGCAAUUGAAAAAGCAGAUGCCAAGCCACUGCUCCACAUCUUGAGGCAUUCACCUUUCCGCUGGCCAGUGCUUGAAGCUAAUAUUGGUCCUGAAGGGGUUUGGUCAGAGAGAAAAUUCAGUCUACUGCAAACACUGGCAACGUUCCGCGGUCAAUACAGCAAUUCUGUGUUCAUCCGUUUGUAUGUGUCCCCUGAUGACAAGGCAUCCAAUGAACAUAUCUUGAAGCUGGACCAAGCAACACUCUCUCUGGCUGUAAGGGAAGACUUCCUGGAUAACACUACUGAAGCCAAAUCUUAUCGGGAUGCCCUUUACAAAUUCAUGGUGGACACUGCUGUGCUUUUAGGAGCUAAUAGCUCUCGAGCUGAACAUGACAUGAAGUCGGUGCUUAGACUGGAAAUUAAGAUAGCUGAGAUAAUGAUUCCACAUGAGAACCGAACCAGUGAGGCUAUGUAUAACAAAAUGAACAUCUCAGAACUCAGCGCUAUGAUUCCCCAGUUUGACUGGCUGGGCUAUAUCAAGAAGGUCAUUGAUACCAGACUCUACCCACACUUGAAAGACAUUGGUCCCUCGGAGAAUGUGGUGGUCCGCGUCCCACAGUACUUUAAAGAUUUGUUUAGGAUAUUAGGUGCCGAGAGGAAGAAAACCAUUGCCAAUUAUUUAGUGUGGAGAAUGGUUUAUUCCAGAAUUCCAAACCUCAGCAGGCGCUUUCAAUAUAGAUGGCUAGAAUUCUCAAGGGUAAUCCAGGGGACCACAACUCUGCUGCCUCAGUGGGACAAAUGUGUCAACUUUAUUGAGAGUGCACUCCCAUAUGUUGUGGGGAAAAUGUUUGUGAAUGUUCACUUCCAGGAGGAUAAGAAGGAAAUGAUGGAAGAAUUGAUUGAGGGUGUUCGCUGGGCCUUCAUUGACAUGCUGGAGAAAGAAAAUGAAUGGAUGGAUGCAGGGACAAAAAGGAAAGCUCAAGAAAAGGCAAGAGCUGUUUUGGCAAAAGUUGGCUAUCCAGAGUUUAUAAUGAAUGAUACUUAUGUUAAUGAAGACCUCAAGGCAAUCAAAUUUUCAGAAUCGGACUACUUUGGCAACGUACUGCAAACCCGCAAGUAUUUAGCACAGUCUGAUUUCUUCUGGCUAAGAAAAGCUGUUCCCAAAACAGAGUGGUUUACAAACCCAACAACAGUCAAUGCCUUUUACAGUGCAUCUACCAACCAGAUACGAUUUCCUGCUGGAGAGCUGCAGAAGCCUUUCUUUUGGGGAACAGAAUACCCUCGAUCCCUGAGUUAUGGUGCUAUAGGAGUAAUUGUGGGCCAUGAAUUUACACAUGGAUUUGAUAAUAAUGGUAGAAAAUAUGAUAAAAAUGGAAACCUUGAUCCGUGGUGGUCUGUGGAAUCAGAAGAAAAGUUUAAGGAAAAAACAAAAUGCAUGAUUAACCAGUAUAGCAACUAUUAUUGGAAGAAAGCCGGCUUAAAUGUGAAAGGGAAGAGGACCCUGGGAGAAAAUAUUGCUGAUAAUGGGGGUCUGCGAGAAGCUUUUAGGGCUUACAGGAAAUGGAUAAAUGAUAGAAGACAGGGAGUUGAAGAGCCCCUCCUACCAGGCAUCACAUUCACCAACAAUCAGCUCUUCUUCCUGAGUUAUGCUCAUGUAAGGUGCAAUUCCUAUAGACCAGAAGCUGCCAGAGAACAAGUGCAAAUUGGUGCUCACAGUCCUCCACAAUUUAGGGUCAAUGGUGCCAUUAGCAACUUUGAAGAAUUUCAGAAAGCUUUUAACUGUCCACGAAAUUCCACUAUGAACAGAGGUGCAGAUUCCUGCCGACUCUGGUAGCUGGAGUGCUGGUUUCUGCCUUCCUGGCAUAGCUGAGGAAUGCCAGUAGAGGACGCAUUAACAUACUUAGCACCUACUGCUUUCUGCCUAUAUUUCCUUGAAGACUUUUAUUUUUAAUGCAUUUUCAUUAUUUGGGUAGAUGAUUUGCUUCGAUCUAAACAGUAUCUGUUCAAAGUCAUUGGGUUUAUAAAAGGAAUUCAAGAACUGAGCCAAAUACUUUUCUUUUCUUUUCUUUUCUUUUCUUUUCUUUUCUUUUCUUUUCUUUUCCUUUCCUUUCCUUUCCUUUCCUUUCCUUUCCUUUCUUUUCUUUCUUUCUUUCUUUUUUUUAAAGAAAGCCAAACCAAUGAAAAAAAAGUGUCAAGGCUAUUUGGUUAAACUGCUCCUGGCGAUGUCCCUAUUAUCCAUUUCUGUUAACCACAGCUCGGUGGUACAUGACAUUUCAAUCUACAGCUUUGCAGGGGGCCUGAGUAGAGUGUAUCCAUAGAAAGGAUCAGUCAAUGAAAAUUGUCACCCUCAAUGAUAAAGACGUGUGCCCUAUGGUGUACAGUUAUUACACAACAUUUCUUAAUUCUAAGGUAGUUAAAUUAGAAAUGUGUUGGAUCUUCAUUUUAUAAUUUCUUUUCUUUUUUUCAAUUUUUAUUAGAUAUUUUGUUCAUUUACAUUUAAAAUGUUAUCCUGAAAGUCUCCUAUACCCUCCCCUCACCCUGCUCCCCUAACCACCCACUCCCACUUCUUGGCCUUGGCGUUCACCUGUACUGGGGCAUAUAAAGUUUGCAAGACCAAGGGGCCUCUCUUCCCAAUGAUGGCCGACUAGGAAGUUUUUCUCUUCAGGUUUGGAGUCUAUUGGACAAUUGUAUCUCAGAACUUCCAUCCGAUGUAGCUAACUGCCCUGUUUAAGUAAGCAUGAACAAACAUGGCAUAAAGGUGAAGGAUUUGGGUCUAUAAAACAGGGAAAAAACCAAUACGUCUUUAACUGCCAGCAGCAUUAAAAACUAUUAACAACAACCAAUCACACAACAAUAAAGAUAGUAGGAAAUGAACUCUGCAAACGUUGAUCCAGUCCCUCUGUAUGAUGGUGAGCAUCUGUCUGAUGGAUAGCAGUCAAGGAGCAGUUCUGAUUUUGUUUUGUUCUGCUCAGCUGUGUUUAUUUCCUGACUGAAUUGAGUAGACACUGAGGAAAGAAUGUUUUGUUUCCAUGUCAGGAACAUAUGGCUUUCAUUUCCUUUUAGCAUAAUGAUAUAAACGCCACGCUGAGGAGGGGGCAAGAUGCUCUUCUGUCUCAGCCCACUUAAUGUUAACUCUCCUUAAAAGAAAAUCUUUGCAAAAGCUUCUAGAAUGAAAGCAUUUGGUAUAUCUGAAUCCAAUUUAAGCAAUCCUACCUAGAUCUAAAGGACAUAGCUUUACUCUUCACAUCUUAUGAAAGGUUUAUUUUUUUUUCUAAAAGCAGUACUGUAUUUUGAUCUUUAGAACAUUAUUUUUUUAAUCAACACCUAUAGUGUUAAUUAACUUAGUGUUAGUGUGUAUUUAUGUAGGGCAUUUUUAUCACAUUUAAGAGUAUAUGUAGGAUAAAAUUGUAAUGGCAUUGAAGUGGUGAGUACUUCUUGUUUUUUUUUUUAAAUAUUUUUAAUCUAGUAUAGGCAUUUUCCUACCCCCAACACAUUAUUCAUUGUACAUGGCGUGCUGGUUAAGUGGGCCAAUAGAAAAUUUUCAAAAGCAAAAUGACAAAUUCAGAUGAACCACAGGAGGUCAAUUUUGCAUCCUUGUGACUUGUCAUUCUUUUAUAAAAGAAAUGUAAGUGUGAACCAUAUCCUUUUGUAACCAUGGGAACUUCCAAAGAGAGAAAAAUGGAAGGACAUCAUCAUAAGGAAAACAAUUACACUGCAUUAGUCUGAGGAGAGUGAUUUUCCCCUUGACUUCCUCCUCUCCGAAUGGAUACACUUCUGAAGGGCAGCAGCCUUUUCUUCCUCUUAUCCAUGGUUUAAAGUGACCUUGGCUUGUAUUUCUAAACACAAACAGCAUCAUGUGAGGUGUUAGAAAUAUAUGUGCCUUUUCUCUGGUGUAGCCAUUCUGAUUUGUCAAUACUCAUUUUUAUUCCUGAACACCGAAGUUUGCCAGGCUUAUAUAAAUAGUGCAUUCCUUCUAAGUUUCCUUUUUAACAAUUCCAAGCAAACACAUUCCUGCAGGUCAGAGAGUGUGUUUGAGAAGACUAUAGAUUUAUGACUUUGGAAAUGGUAUUGGUUUAUUGGUUAAGGACGACUGGUUAGUGAUUAGAGUUCUCCCAGUUUCUGGAUGACAGGAUUAGUAACUAAGUAUUUUGAUCAACUUGGAUUUUCAAGAGAUACAAAAUUACUCUUAGUAGCCACACACAUUUUCUACAAGUGCUAGCUUUUUAAGUGUUUUGGUUAAACCCUUCAAACUACAAUAUUGUUCUCUGUGCAGCUUGAUUUCCUAAAGAGACACUGAUUAAAUGGUAGAGAAAGUCAGACAUAAUUGAAGAAUGGAAGAAAAGCAGGGGGAGCUAGCCUAAGGAAAACAAGACAGCAUCUUUUUUGCUCCUUGAUAUACAUGUUCACUGGAGGAGAACCAAAAAGUCUUUAAAAAUAAUUAUGGUAAAUCAAAGGGAAAUUAAAUAUUGGAUCUCAGACUAGGGCUACAGCAACACACUGCUCUGACUCAUAUAGCAGCUGUUCUGCAAGUGGAUUAUUAACUGGGCAUUUGAAGGAGUUUUUCUUUUUUAAUGUGUGUGGAAUUCUCUUUUGUGAGUCAAGGACUCUGUAGAUUUAAAGCUGUGUUGUUUGGCCUUACUACCGUUGUCCAAAGUUUGCUGAGUUUUUCACCAAAUACUCAGUAUAGGCCUCCUAUUCCUGCCUCACUCUCUUUUAUUAGAUGGAUUGGGGCAUGACUGCUGUAAGAUCAGAUUUCAUAAAUUAUCCUCAAGCUUAUUUAGUGCCUUACGUCAAUGGAGCUUAAAGCAUAGCCCAUAAAUUUUAUCUUAUUUAGCCCUAGAGCAUCACUAAGAAGAAACUAGGAACUAAGGCUCAGCAGACAGAGAGUGCUCAUGCCAAGAGAAAUGGGAAAGCUUAGAAUUGCUUGUCCAAGAUCUCAGGGCAUGGAAGGACAGGUUUUGUGCUUCGGGAUACUGAUCUUUGGAUUAACUUGCAUCUCUUAGAGUAUCUUCUUUUCUAAUAUGUUUAUUCCACCAGCAUUUCUAAAAUUGCUUAUCAUUUGGUAGCCACUGCCUUUGAUAUUUUUAGCAUAAUGUCACAGUACAUCUUAAAUUGUGGAAAACUGCAUGAUUGUUCCAUGGAAUAACAUCUUUAUCACUAGUGGCAAUGCUUUAUUGGUUUUAAGAAAGAUGUUCUUGUACUGUGCAGUUUAAAAACAAUCUAUGUCAUUACUAUCAGACUGGUUUGGUUGUGAUUUUUUUCCUUUGUGAAGCAAUGAGAAUCAUUAUUUUAAGGACAAUAAAACAUUUGUUGAAGGUU